CAUCUUUCUCGUUUCGUUGGUCCUGGCGGCUUCCAAGUGUUUUUACUUGUCGUAGGAGAAAAUGCCGGCAGGUCAUGGAGUUCGUGCGAGGACGAGGGAUCUGUUCGCGAGGGGGUUCAGGAAGAAGGGUACAAUCCCACUCUCGACCUACCUCAGGACCUUCAAGGUCGGAGAUUACGUCGAUGUGAAAGUGAACGGUGCGAUCCACAAGGGUAUGCCUCACAAGUUCUACCAUGGUCGUACCGGUCGUGUCUGGAACGUCACCAAGCGCGCCGUUGGUGUCGAAGUGAACAAGCAGAUUGGUAACAGAAUCAUCAGGAAGAGGCUUCAUGUGCGUGUGGAGCACGUGCAGCAGUCAAGGUGUGCAGAGGAGUUCAAACUUAGAAUCAAGAAGAACGAUGAGCUCAAGGCCGCAGCCAAAGCCAGAGGCGAGACAAUAAGCACCAAGAGACAACCUAAAGGCCCCAAGCCAGGAUUCAUGGUUGAGGGUAUGACCUUGGAGACUGUCACUCCUAUCCCCUACGACGUCGUCAACGAUCUCAAGGGAGGCUAUUAGUUCUACUUUCUUCCCCUUAUGUUUUUGAGCUUUCCUUCCAUAUGUUUUGUAGCAACUUGAAACCUUUGUCUUGAGACCAAAUUCUGAUUUUGAAUGAAAGAUCUUUUGUUAUUGAUAA
Messenger RNA from Raphanus sativus (radish), 674 nucleotides. RefSeq names its product 60S ribosomal protein L21-1. Gene Ontology annotation, biological process: translation. Lineage: Eukaryota; Viridiplantae; Streptophyta; Magnoliopsida; Brassicales; Brassicaceae. The record is from RefSeq and is a predicted model, not a curated record. The transcript has 2 exons. The coding region runs from base 62 to 556 and encodes 164 amino acids. Gene Ontology annotation, molecular function: structural constituent of ribosome. Gene Ontology annotation, cellular component: cytosolic large ribosomal subunit; ribosome.